CAAGUAUUAAUAAAUUACGUGGUCCGAAGAAUCGGCAGUCUCGUGCGAACUCUUGCGCAACAGGCCGCUAGACGGCCCGCGUUAAUACACACAUUGUAACCAAAAUAAGAUGCAUCAGCCGAGAAGACUGCGGAUCACCGUGAGCAUAAUACUAUGCUUCAUGCUCCAAGCUCAAGGUGCCGACAAGUACACGGACGAGAACAGGCCUUACGAGUUCGGCUUUAAGAUCGACGGCCAGCAGCACAGGCAUGAAUCUAAAGACAAAGACGGGAUUAUCAUGGGCGAGUUCGGCUUCAUCACUGCUGAUGACGUGUACCAUGUCACGGUAUACGCCACCGACAAAGAUGGAAAAUUCAGGAUUUUAUCGAUGAAGAAUAUCCACUUGAAAGCAUCUCCUGCUUCAAACAAUGGAUUGUCAACAUCGUCACGACAAGGGCAUGCUUUGGUAUUACCACCCGCGCAACCGGCUUCUGUACAAGCAUCAGCACCACCAGCUCCGUCAGCAUUGACACCACCUAAACCCAUAUCUAUAGAGCCCCCAGCAAGGUCAUGCUCAUCUUGCAGUCUACCUACAACUACCACGCUAGCACCGCCACCUUCCUACAUCCAGGCACCUGAUAAUAAUAAUUAUAACAAUCCGAACCAAUUCAGUGCACCAGGUGCAAGCCCUCAAAAUCAACAAGGUUUCCCACCAUCAUCUUCACAACAAAAUAGCGCCCAAGGUGGGUUCGGUGGUUCAGCAUUUGGUCCUCAAGGUCAACAAAACUACGCACAGCAAGGACCGGUUGCCCCUGGUAGCGUGGGCUCACAACCUGGCCAGGGUGCACAAAACUAUCCGGGCUCCGGCUCACCAAACUACUCCCAAGCACCAAGUUCUCCGAAUGGUCCUAACAACUACGCCCAAACAGGAGCUGGCUUCCCUUCAAGUGCGCAGAGUCAAGGGCAACCGGGACUGAAUCGAGGAGGACCUUUUCAAAGUCAGGGAGGACCUGGACAAAGUCAGGGAGGACCUGGACAAAGUCAGGGAGGAGCUGGACAAACUCAAGGAGGACCUGGCCUUGCUUCAGGAGUUCCAGGAAUCGGUCAACGAAACAGUUUUACGGACGGCGCUCAGAACACCGAUAACUUUGGACAGGAUUAUUCUCAACAAGGCGGGCCAUCUAAUGGUCAAGGUUCGUUCCCACAAGGAGGGGCUCCAUCUUCUGGUGUUCCAGGAGGAAGGACUUCGAAACAAUAUGUUGGCCCUGAACAGCAGUUCGAUUCCCAAGUCGGACCGAAUGGUUCUCAGGGCCCACGUGGAGCAACUAAACCUACACUAUUUUCGGCUCAGAUGCAAAUCGUUGACAAGAAUACUGACAUAAACGCACUUCGCCCUGGAGAACAAAAAGGUUUACCACCAGGCCUUACGCAAGACGAUAUGACUCAACUACUGUAUACUUUUAACUACACCGUAGGAUUCCAUGGACAUUUCGAAGAAGGAUACGCGAAUGGUGUGAAGAAAGGAUACUACUACGUUACUGGAAGGAAUGGCGUUCGAACGAGGAUUGAUUACGUAGCUGAUGAUUCUGGUUUCCAUCCUAAAGUAUCUCAGGAUGUUCUGGACUUGUUGUCUGAUGAUGUUCCCAAGCCUGAAACAGAGAAGGACGAGAAAUACGGCCUCAAGGGCUAUGAAUUCAAAUGGCUGUUUUAUCCAGUUGAGUCUAAAAAGCAGUAGAUAUGGAUUUUGUUAAGAAGUCGACGAGUCGUGCUAAUGAACCUAGUGUUCAGGCCGUAAACGUUUUGGUACAAGGCAAAAGAACUUCAUAGCUUUACUACAAUUUACUAUUAAUUUUAGGAUAGAAUAAUAUAAUUUACAAUAAGAUUUUAUAAGUAUAGGUAAGAUUAAAGUUAAUGAAACACUGCCAUGUAACUGCCAUAACGUAGUGAGCAAUAAAUGUAACGAUUAGUAUUCUGAUUAAGUUUUCAUAGAAAUGCAGGAAAACAAGAAGUUAAUCGUGUGGAUACAUGUUUAAAAAGAAAUAAAAAUGCAAUAUAAUAAAAA
Messenger RNA from Helicoverpa zea (corn earworm), 2041 nucleotides. RefSeq names its product protein lethal(3)malignant blood neoplasm 1 (gene l(3)mbn). The record is from RefSeq and is a predicted model, not a curated record. The transcript is spliced from 4 exons. NCBI's taxonomy places the organism in Eukaryota, Metazoa, Arthropoda, Insecta, Lepidoptera, Noctuidae. Bases 110 to 1714 code for a protein of 534 amino acids.